Chrysoperla carnea is the source of this 1230-nucleotide messenger RNA. Its product is annotated as cuticle protein-like. Gene Ontology annotation, cellular component: extracellular matrix. The record is from RefSeq and is a predicted model, not a curated record. The transcript has 4 exons. Bases 40 to 1116 code for a protein of 358 amino acids. Lineage: Eukaryota; Metazoa; Arthropoda; Insecta; Neuroptera; Chrysopidae.
UUGUUUAUUAAUUAUAACUAAUAAUUAAAUCUAUCAAAAAUGGCAUUUAAAUUUGUAGUCUUCGCUGCAUUUGUAGCUAUCGCACAAGCUGGACUUAUUCCACAAGCCGGAUAUGCUAGUUCAUACUCCACCUCAUCAUUAGCUCAUGGAGCUCCACAAUUAGGAUUAGCUGCUGCUCCAGCUGUAUACGCACACGCACAACCAGCUGUCUACGCACAUGCACAACCAGCUGUCUACGCACACGCACAACCAGCCGUAUACGCACAUGCACAACCAGUUGCCAAAGUUCUCGUACAAGAAGCUCCAGCUAACUACCAAUUUUCAUACGGUGUCAAUGACCCCCACACUGGUGAUGUAAAAGACCAACAAGAAUCACGUCAAGGUGAUGUUGUACAAGGAAGUUACAGUCUCGUUGAAGCCGACGGUACACGACGUGUUGUACACUACUCAGCUGAUCCACACAACGGUUUCAACGCUGUUGUUGAACGUCAAGGAACACCUGUCGUUGCUAAAGUAGCUGCUGUUGCUAAAGUAGCUGCUCCAUUAGCUUAUGCUGCACCACAACUUAGCCAUGAAAUUUAUAAAAAAAUGGCUUUUAAAUUUGUAGUCUUCGCUGCAUUUGUUGCUAUCGCACAAGCUGGUCUUAUUCCACAAGCUGGAUAUGCUAGUUCAUACUCCACCUCAUCCUUAUCUCAUGGAGCUCCACAAGCUGUCUACGCACACGCACAACCAGCUGUCUACGCACACGCACAACCAGCUGUCUACGCACACGCACAACCAGCCGUAUACGCUCACGCACAACCAGUUGCCAAAGUUCUCGUACAAGAAGCUCCAGCUAACUACCAAUUUUCAUACGGUGUCAAUGACCCCCACACUGGUGAUGUAAAAGACCAACAAGAAUCACGUCAAGGUGAUGUUGUACAAGGAAGUUACAGUCUCGUUGAAGCCGACGGUACACGACGUGUUGUACACUACUCAGCUGAUCCACACAACGGUUUCAACGCUGUUGUUGAACGUCAAGGAACACCUGUCGUUGCUAAAGUAGCUGCUGUUGCUAAAGUAGCUGCUCCAUUAGCUUAUGCUGCACCACAACUUAGCCAUGGCUACUAUCAUUAAGUAAUUUAUUAUCAUUAAAAUGAUUUUAUGUCAUUUUUCUAGAAACGCUUAAUUCUCUUAUCUCAACUUCUUCUCUUUUUUCAUGUUCUCAUAUUUAAUUAUUAAUUUAUAUGA